AUGGCUGCGAGCGAGUCUGGAAUCGGUUUACCGGAGGCCAAUUUCUUGGCACUCGUGCUCGAAAGUCUUCUCUAUGGUUCCUUCUGUGUCCUCUUCGUAGCUGCGAUAUGGGCAAUCUUCACGAAACGUCAAGUAGUCAACUACAAACUGUUUUCGACCCUCAUGACGAUGUGGGUGCUCUCCACAGUGCACUUGAUACUGGAUGUCAUCCGUGCCAAGUCUGCUUUCGUCGAUGCCCGACAGCUCCCAGACGGGACUCCUGGAUCUUUGGUAUAUUAUCUCGACUUGUCUAACCCUCUUCAAGCAGCGAAGACGGCCAUAUACGUGACCCUCACGUUGGUCGGUGAUGGAUUCAUGAUAUACCGCUGUUACGUUGUCUGGGGUCGAUGGUACAUGGGCUUGGUACCUGCCAUGAUGCUCUGUGGGACGGGAUUAUCCGGAUAUGGGGCAACGUACGAGUUCUCUAAAGCCGCACCUGGCGCCCAAGUGUUCCUCCCGGAUAUCGUCCCGUGGGUUACGAGUUUCAUCGCGCUAACGUUCUCAACGAAUGUCAUUUGUACGGCGUUGAUCGUGACCAGGAUAAUCUCCGUGCAGAGAGCAAUCGCCGGUCUAUCCAAGGUGCACUUAUCUCGAGUGAACGUCUCGCUCAAGGCGAUCAUUAUCGUGACGGAGUCCGCUGCGCUGUACUCUGCCUCCGUCCUAUCGUUGUUGAUCUCGUACACCCUGGGUUCGAAUGGACAGUACACUGUCCUUGAUCUCACCUCCCCGCUCAUCGGGAUAGUCUUCACCCUCAUCAUCCUCCGAGUGACCCUGGUGUCCGAAUCAGAACAGAUCUAUUCAUCCAUACAGAAGAGUACCCGCCCUAGCAACUCCAGAGUGCCGAUGGCUGGAACAGGGUCAGAGCAUUAUGGUUUGCAACCAAGGACAACUGCGGUCUCUGUCAAUGUCUCGCAGUUCACGGAGAGGGAUAGCCUCGACAACAAAAUGGCGAGCAAUAACAUGGUUUGA
This is a messenger RNA of Marasmius oreades (fairy-ring Marasmius), 1008 nucleotides long. RefSeq lists its product as uncharacterized. The coding region runs from base 1 to 1008 and encodes 335 amino acids. Lineage: Eukaryota; Fungi; Basidiomycota; Agaricomycetes; Agaricales; Marasmiaceae. The transcript has 8 exons. The record is from RefSeq and is a predicted model, not a curated record.